CAAGGACGUUGACAAGGUUUUGAGACAAUGCUGGGUGCAUUUGUGGAGAGCUGUAGCUCUCCCCGGCUUAUUCACAUCGCAAUCGAACAGGGGGCCGCGUUGAGGAAGUUGCUGAGAUGACGUCGCCGCUGUCUUCUCGUAUGAGUCUGGACAGCUUCCGGUCGCCCGCAGACAAGAAGAGCUACCGUCUCAUCACUCUGUCCAAUGGACUGGAGGUUCUGCUCGUCCAGAGCGAUGCUAGUCCAGUCAAUCGAUCAACAUUCGACUGUAAUGACGAUGGCAAUGAUCUGGACAGUCUCAGCUCGACGGAUGACACGGGCUUUGACGAAGAAGGAGACGAGAUCAACGAUCGAGCUCCAACAUUGGCCGCAGCGUGUCUGACAGUAGAUGUGGGCAGUCUGGCCGAUCCGGAAGACUUGCCAGGUCUAGCACACUAUUUUGAGCACAUGAUCUUCAUGGGUAGUGAGAAGUAUCCAGCUGAGGACGCAUUUGAAAGCUUUUUAAGUGCACACGGAGGGUCCAGCAACGGAGCGACAGAGUGCGAGUCUACGAGGUUCGUGUUUGAUGUGGAUGCUGCUUACUUGGCACCAGCACUUGAUAUUUUCGCGAAUCUUUUUGUGGCCCCGAUAUUACGACGUGAAGCGAUGGAACGCGAGCUGAAAGCAGUUGAGUCCGAGUUUCAGCGGAUGAGGAACAAUAAUUCUGUCCGUUUGCAGCAAGUUAUGUGCGAGACAAGUGUUCCAGAGCACCCAUACUCGCGCUGCUUUACGUGGGGCAAUGUGGAAAGUUUGAAACACAAUCCAGAACGCGAUGGAAUCAACGUUCGUGAACAAAUGCUUCAGUUAUUCAAUAAGUUCUACGUGGCUCCAGCAAUGAAGCUAUGUGUGUAUGGGUGUGAAUCACUAGAUGUAUUGGAACAAUACGUGACUCAGAGCUUCAGUGAUAUUCCAGCCUAUCGGGGCAGCUACGAUAAACCUAGGUCUGAGACCCUGACGGUGCCUUACGGUGGUGGAGCAGGUCAGAAGCCCACGGUCUUACACGUCAUUCCAGUAGGAGAGAAGUGCUCGAUUCGCUUGUAUUGGAUGCUUCCACCAAUGAUGAAGAACUACCGGCAGAAGCCUUGGUUAUAUGUGGGUCACUUGUUGGGCCACGAAAGCCCAGAGUCUAUUGCUUCAUUGCUUAAACAAAGACAGUGGGCUACCGACAUCAUUGCCGGCACCUCUGAUCGAGAUGGCUACGAGUUUGGGUCGUUUGGUACGGUUUUUGAGGUCCGGAUAUCUCUCACCGAACAAGGUCUGGCGUGCUGGGAACAGGUUGUUCAAGUCAUUUUUGAUGCUCUUCAUAUCUUUUCAUCUCUAGCAGCAGCCGGCGAUUUACCUGCUUGUGUGUUUGAAGAACUCCACUCGUCUAGCGAGAUGGACUUUCGAUUCCAAGAAGAUGACAUCGCACCCGUGACUUUAUGCCGUGAGCUCAGUGAAAGGAUGCUGCCUCGCCACAAUAUUCAACAGCAUUGCGAGGGAGAUUUAUUGCGCUAUGAUCUCAUACAGGGUGGAUUCGACAUUUCAUCUGUAUACUCGCUACUAUCCGGGCUUUCGGCUAACAAUGUCCGUGCCGUCUUAGUGGCGUCUUCAUUUGCCGACACUCUCAACCCAAAUGAUCUCCAGACUGAGCGAUGGUUUGGUACCAAGUACACUGUAAAUUCAAUUCCUGAAUCAGUGAUUGCAGCUUGGUCGCAGCUUUCGAAUGAAUCGAUCGAACUGUCGGUCUUGCCAACACCGAAUCCAUUCAUGCCUCGAAACUUCUCAGUAUUGCCGUUGGAACCGGUUAUUCAAGUUGAUAAUGACACUCCUCCGGACCUCAUCCUCACAACGUCAACUACACAGCUCUGGUACAAACGCGAUCGCAAAUUUUUGGUGCCCAAAGCGAGUGUCAGCUUCCUCGUGACGCUACCAGAACCAACAGCAGCGAUUCAUAUGCUCGCAGAGUUGCAUGUCGAGUUGGUUAGACGCCGUUUGCAGCACACGUUAGAGCAAGCUGAGACUGCAAGUUUUACUACCGAGUUGGACGUAAGGGACGAAGCUAUUGAGGUGGUGAUCUCCGGAUUCAGUGACAUGUUGCCGUCGCUGGUUGUUGUCAUUAUGCGAGAGGUUUUGCGUCCGUCCACGACAUUUGAUAUUGAAUCGGAAUUAACGUUAGCGCGAGGUGAACUCGAACGUGAGUACCGCAAUGCUACAUUAUCUCCAAGAGCAAAAGCUUACGAGUUACGCUUGCAGAUGCUAGAGAGCAGAGCUGUCACUACGGACGACAAGUUGGAAGCACUUCAAAGCAAAUAUGGACAUGAGAGUGACCUUGCAGCUGAUCUCGCACACUUAACGGUCUCCGUUCUCGGAUGCAGUAAAGAUACACCGGUGAUACGCUGCAUGGUGAUCGGCAACAUGAGUCGGGAAGCUGCUGUUUCACUCGUUCUGGACGUUGAAGCUGUCAAAACUGGAGAUUCUUCCUUGCUACCCUGUGAACCAGAACCAGAGCUUGAACCAGAGCCCCCGAUAUUGGCUCCAAGAUGCCACACGAUAGCUCUACCACCGACAACCAAUGGUCUACUAGUACGUCGUGAUAGUGAACGCAUUGGAGAGCGGAAUUCCGUGGUCGAAGUGUAUUUCCAGAUCGGCAAAGUCGGACCGACAGAUCGAGCGUACGCUAUAUUAUUGCGCUCUCUACUGGCCCAGCCACUCUUCCACGAAUUGCGAACCAAGCAGCAACUGGGGUAUACUGUGACUUGCAGUAUUCGAGACACACACGGUGUACUCGGACUGAAUCUGAGCGUACAGUCAGCCUCGCAUGCUGCCGGUGCCGUGGCCAAGAAGCUCGAUGUCUUUUUACAUGAAGAAUUCCCACACGAUUAUCUGCUCUCCGAUGAACGCCUUUCGCCCAAACGCUUUGCAGCCUACGUCCAAACUCUGCAGCGAGCUUAUGCUCGACCUGACGCAACGUUGACUGAGCAAAGUGAACGAUACUGGGAAGAGAUCGUAAGUGGACGUCUGGAGUUUGACUUGGAUGCGCGAGUAGCGACUGCUCUUGGUGACUGUACGCGUCAAGGUCUACUCGAAAGGUACCAAUGCUGGAUACAAGGAAGCACUAGCUGCUGCAACACGUGCACUCAAUCUCGUGAUGGGAACCGUCAAGCUCAGCACAGGAGCAGCAAAAGUCAUGGGACACGGAAACUCCGAGUGCACGUUGUGGGCCAAUGCAGUCCAUUGAAGCCACUCGAGCAGCUCGUACCUCCUGGCAAAACUCCAUUCAUCAUAACAGGAGACUUGCACGAUUUUAAGCGCGAGCUGCGGUGCUACUGCCACUUGACGAGUGACUAAAUUGAGAAAUCUAUUGACUAGAGAGAACGGAUAUCUACAUUUCCACUGUAUCCAACCUUGUCAUCCUUUGCCUUGCCCAUCGUUUGUUGUUUGGAACUCGAGCAACUCGGACGCUGUCACAAAGUUGUGUACGGAUGGCCGAUGUGAGGCGGUGGCGCUUACACGUCGUAAACGCGGUGAAGGGGGAUUACUACCAGCAGUUGGUCCAUCAUCGCUCGUCUUUAAUGCACGAAGAAGGAGGUUUCGUGUGGAACUCCGAGUCCUCGACAUCUCCUUCAAUGCAUCGGACACUACUAGACGCUUCUCAAGGUUCAUUAUUCGACUUUCGAGGCUUUCAGAGUGUGCGUGCAUACGAGCUUUCAUGACUUCCACUUCUCCUGAUACUCGAGAUACUUGCUCCAGGAGACUUUGAAGUGUCAACUCCAGCAUUACGGCCCAAGGCGGAACAUUUUCGGACGAUGAGGUAGCGGCUUGGGUAGAACUAGAGCCAACGUUAGGUGCCUCGUUGGCUGUAGAAUUACUGGGUAUUUCUUGUGAGGUUGGUGCCUCCUGUCGAGGCUGAUAUGAUUGUUGUUGAGGCUGUCGAAGUGACCACUGCAGUUGGUUCGGUUGUUGCUGUAGCUGUUGUAAAAGUGUAAUUGAACUGCUGGUGCUUGGUAAUGAUACUGAACCACCUCCCCCGCUUAAUGGCGGUGAUGACUCCGGG
Messenger RNA from Phytophthora nicotianae INRA-310, 4074 nucleotides. RefSeq lists its product as hypothetical. The coding region runs from base 117 to 3368 and encodes 1083 amino acids. The transcript has a single exon. Gene Ontology annotation, molecular function: metal ion binding. The record is from RefSeq and is a predicted model, not a curated record. NCBI's taxonomy places the organism in Eukaryota, Oomycota, Peronosporomycetes, Peronosporales, Peronosporaceae.